GGCGCGACUGGCUCUAUAACUUUGCCAUCAACAUGUCCAAGGUAUUUAAGAAGACCAGCGGCAAUGGACAUAUUACACUGUACUUGGGGAAGAGAGACUUUGUGGACCAUGUGGAUGCAGUGGAAGUAGUUGAUGGUGUUGUUAAAGUGGACCCUUCUGGUCUUAAUGGCAGAAAAGUAUUUGUCUACCUUGCUUGUGCCUUCCGCUAUGGCAACGAUGAGUUGGACGUUAUUGGGCUGUCCUUCAGGAGAGACAUAUGGAUCCAGCGCAUCCAGGUGUAUCCACCAACAGGUGAAAAUGCAACCAUAUCACCACUGCAAGAAUCCCUCCUGAAGAAAACUGGAGACCAAGGAUAUCCUUUUUCCUUCCAGAUGCCAACAGAUCUCCCAUGCUCAGUCUCCUUACAGCCUGGGCCAAAUGAUUCUGGCAAGGCUUGUGGUGUGGACUUUGAGGUUAAAGGAUACAUUGCCAACACACCCAUCAGUGCAGAUGAAGUCAUUGAAAAGAAGGACACAUGUCGUCUGAUGAUUCGCAAAAUACAAUUUGCACCAGCUAACAACAAGGCUGGGCCCAAGGCAGAUAUAACCAGGCAGUUUUUGAUGACUGACAAACCUGUUCACUUGGAGGCCUCCCUUGAAAAAGAGAUUUAUUACCACGGAGAUCCAAUCAGUGUCAUGGUAAAAAUCAACAACGAAACCACCAAGAUUGUUAAGAAAAUCAAAGUCUCAGUUGAGCAGAGAACAAAUGUGGUGCUCUACUCAUCUGACUGUUACGUUAAGGUAGUCUGCUCUAAGGAGUUUGGGGAGACAGUAAACGCCAACUCUACAUUUGAGAAGUCCUUCCAAAUAACCCCCCUGCUGUCCAACAACAAAGAAAAGCGGGGUCUUUCACUGGAUGGACAGCUAAAAGAUGAGGACACACACCUAGCAUCCACUACCCUGAGUAAAGGAGGAAAGGAGAUGCAGGGAAUACUUGUCUCCUAUCAAGUUAAGGUUAAUUUAAUGAUUUCCAGUGGAGGCCUGCUAGGUGGCAUAAUGGGAAGUGAUGUCAAUGUGGAGCUUCCUCUGACUCUGAUGUCCCCAAAACCUGCAGGACAGACAUCUCAAUUGAUUCCAUGGAAAGUUGAGACAACCAGUGAAGAUCACCUCUUGGACAAAGAAUACAGAACAAAAAGGAACUCAACAUGAAUGAAGAAAAGCCCAAAGUGUCACUAAUCACUUAUUUAUAUAUAUAUAUAUAUAUAUAUAUAUAUAUAUAUAUUUUACAUAAAUGUUUUUAUUUAUUUAUUGCUGAUCAUUGUCCCUUGUAUUGCACUAUGUAUGUUGAUCUGUACCUCUGAAAUAUAAAUACCUUACCUGUGGGUUUGUUGUGUGUAUGGACUGGGUAAGCUGCAAACAAAUUGCCCUUCUUGGGAUCAGUAAAGUUGUCCUAAUCUAAAUAUUAUGACUGAAUGAAUAUCUGGGGGAUGGGUAUCUCCCAAAAUACUGCUAUUUGUUCAUGACAGUAAUCAACCAGAGAAGUAAAUUAAAAGAUUGUCUCCUCAA
Messenger RNA from Micropterus dolomieu (smallmouth bass), 1544 nucleotides. RefSeq names its product arrestin 3b, retinal (X-arrestin) (gene arr3b). NCBI's taxonomy places the organism in Eukaryota, Metazoa, Chordata, Actinopteri, Centrarchiformes, Centrarchidae. The record is from RefSeq and is a predicted model, not a curated record. Gene Ontology annotation, biological process: signal transduction; visual perception; G protein-coupled receptor internalization. Bases 33 to 1187 code for a protein of 384 amino acids. The transcript is spliced from 16 exons. Gene Ontology annotation, molecular function: G protein-coupled receptor binding.